Molecule: messenger RNA, 4895 nt
Organism: Klebsormidium nitens
Lineage: Eukaryota; Viridiplantae; Streptophyta; Klebsormidiophyceae; Klebsormidiales; Klebsormidiaceae
Source: the annotation of a GenBank genome assembly
GUCAGAUCCGGAUCCUUUUGCCCGCUGCCUUGGACGCUGUAGGGAGAAGCUGCGCACGCGUCUGUGGACAAGGAAAGGUUUGUGGAUAGAAAGAAUGGGCCCUUUUCAGUAGAACUUCCACGGCAACAAGCUGUCAACUUUGGAGGAAGUUUGGAAGUUGGGUUGAAGCCUGCAGGCCACUGCGUGUUCUUCAGCAUUGUGGAAGCAGGGGCUUUGGUCGCGCUUGCAUUGAGACAGCUCUCCCAGACACAGAUGCCUAGUGGAUGUUGACACAUCGUGAGACGUUGACUUCUGAGUUACCAGCUGCAUCAUGGGGUGCAGCCUGGAACCACCAUGUGUAGACACCACAGCGCGUAGGCAAUAGUAGCUUAGACAUGAGGACUUUAAUCCUUGGGCUUGUGACAAGCAGCAUGACUAAUAGUAGCGACCGCAUGCUCACCUUUGAACAGGAUGCACCAACAGCAUUGCAUAACAGCGAACCCGAGUCUGCCGCUGCUAGUUCUCGACCUAUGCGGCCAGAAGCUUUUGAGCCUGCCAGGAGUCAGGGACCUGUCGACACUGAUGCUGAUUCCCGCAGCAGUUCGUGCCGGCACGCUGCAGAAACAGGGCCCCCAGAAGUAGAGUCUGCAUCUAGGGCUGGUAAUGUCAAUUCUCAAGGACUUGUGGGGACCGGUGUCGCAGAGCAGUUGGACCAAUUGGGGGAUGCCAUGCUGGCAGAGGUGGAGGCAGCCUUGGCAGCGGAGGCCAGGGGGGACGGGUUCUAUGGUGCGAAUAAGCUUGGUGUGAAUGAGUUUGGUGUCCACGAGCCCCGCAAGCUGUCGCGGCUUGCAAGCCUCGACGUCCUUUCAGAGAUUCUCUCGUGGGAGGCGUUUGGGGGCUCGGAGAAACACGAGGAACGAGGGGUGGUCGACAGUAAAGUGGGGGUUGUGGAUAGCAGGCCGAGAGGGGGGGGAGUCGAGUCAGACGUCGACAACAAUGAAGAUGACGCCGUGCUUGCAAGUGAGAAAGGGGGAGGCGAUAGACAGGGGGGGAAGGAUGGGGUAAGGGGGGAUGAGUCACAUCAGGUCAACAGGGGUGAUGUGACGAAGGUCCCUGCAUCGGUUGAAAGCGGGGGGGGGAUUCUUAAAAGUAAGUCCAUUGAAAGCGAGUGGGGAAUUGCAUUGGUUAAAUGCGGGGAGAAUGCAGGGGGGGGCACGGAAGAUGCGUCGAGCGAGGGGGCGGUCCAGGAGUUGCUGAAGUCGUAUGACAGGGCUUUGGAUAUCAAGGAGAAGGAGGAGAGGGGGGGUGGAGCUCCAAGCACGGAGCCUAGCUCGGGUCUGUCGCAAUUGGGGGAGAUGGAGGUGGAUCAAGAACUGAUGACGGCCCUGAAGUCCAAUGUGCAGCUACGGGACGAGCAUGGAACCUUGGAGCGGGCAGGCAGUGGGGAAGGAUCGGGGGAGCAGACAGGGGGGUGGUUUGGGAGGGCCCCGGAGGUGAGCCAAGUGGGAGCGUUCCAUGAUCUGGUGUCAAGGGGGGGUCCGGUUGAGCGUGCGAAAGAAAUUGCUGAGAGAGUGCAUAAGGCGGGGGGGGCUGCUGAAGCAGAUGCCCGGGGGCUGCGCUUAUCGGACGAGACAGUGAGUGCUCUGCGGGAGCAGCUUCUGGACGGAUUGGACCACCCUCAGUUUCGGACUAGGGGGGAAGUUCACCUGCCGCAUUUGCCCCCCAGAGCGAGGCCGGCGGACCCCCUGCAUGUAGAGUCGCAGUCCUCCACGCUGACUUAUACAGGCAGUGGGAAUAGGGUCAGUGGGAAUAGGCUCCAGUCACGGCGUCCUCAUUCAACCCCAACCAGCCCCGUGCUUUCCCCUCUCCCAUCCCCCAAAAUGACAUUGCGCUCGCAAAGCUUCAAGGAAUCGGUUCAAGUGGGGGGGUACAGCCGAGUGCCAGUGGACGUGCCGAAACCGCAGCCGGCGGGGGAGAACCAGCGGAUGCGCUUCAGCCCCCAGCAACAGAAAACCCUCCAGGAGUUUGGGACAAAGGUCAACUGGGUGGGCCCCGGGGUUGAGAGUAUGGAGGAGGCGCACCAGAUUUGCGCGGAGAUGAGCAUGGACAUCAAACAGCUGAAGAAGUGGAUCUCCAACCACCGCCCGAAGGAGCUCCGGAGCUCGUCCACCCCCAGGCCGGGGGUGCAGCCGCCCUGGGCCAUUGUACCCCCCCUCGCAAACUCCGCCUUCCCGGGGGUCUACAGCGAGGCUGCGCUCAGGGGCCUCAGUGCAGCCCACCCUGCUUUGGUUGGUCACCCUUUCUACCCCCCUGCCCCCUUCUUUGGCGGCCCUCAGUUCCCUCAGGGAGCGUGGGUGCCCCCCCAUUACGCUCCUGGGGGGCAGGCAAUGUGGCCCUGGCCUGCCUCGGGCGCCUCAUUGCCCCCCCAAGCAUCCACGCCGGGGGGUGCCGUUCCGCCGCCGCAGCAACGCAGUGACGCCCCUGGUGAGGGGGGGGGCAAGCCAGUGGAUGUGAAGGAGAUUGGUCCGGGAGGGGCUGAGUUGGUGCGCGGGGGGAGUUUGGAGGCUAACGGGGGAAAGCAGGUGCCGCUCGAUAUGGAGCGGCUUGCGAAUGCCGACAACCUGCGGCAAGUUCUAGGGAGGAAACUGAAGGACUUCGACCCUGGCAAGAUACAAAAGUUGGUGGAGAUCUGCAAGACGUACCGUCAAAAGCAGAGCAGCGAUUCGCCUCACGAGCGCCACGACGGCCCCCCCAAGAAAAAGCAGCUGAAGAGUCCCCCGGAAGUGGAAAAUCAGCUGCCUUUUCCACCCCCGCUCAACCUGGAUAGCGCAACCCCCCAGGACGAGUACCAACCCCAGUGGGGGGACACUUUGCUGGCAGAAUCCACCCCCUUCGGCGGCAGGUCUGACAACCUGGUCGCCGAUCCGACGGGUUGGAACAUGGGGGACUUGGCUAACGCUCCAUUCGCUAACGCUCCAUUCGAAAACGCGACCACGUUGCAAGGUGACGGGCGGGCCAAGGCCGAGAAGGGGUUACCCAAACCCGGUCUGGCUUACCCCAACCCCUCCAUGCACGGCGAGUUGGCGCAAGCGUUCGACCAGAACUUCCUGGGGGGGCAGCCUCGGGAUGAAAUGAGCCUGCUCCCCUUCCCCCCCCCUUCGAACCAGUUCCUAGCUCACAGUGCGGCAGGCGGCCCAGGCCAGCAAACGUGGCCAGAACCCGGGUUUGACGCAGGGUUAGCCAACGGGUUCUUCUAUAACCCAGCCGCGCACCCCGCUGCUUUUGGCGCGUUUUCCCCCCUGGAGAUGGGGCUUCCUGCGGGCGGUGUGCCGCGCCCUGCCACGAGUAGUGGGAAGCCGCCUCGGACUGUAAGGGCGCUUCACAUGAGGGGGGGGUGUACGGCGCCCUUCCCAGGGACGGAUCCAAAAGAGUGGAGAGUGAACGAAGCGCCCGGGCUCUGGGUUCGGGGGCCGGUCACACCGCAGCCCAUGAGGGGCAAGUUUCUCUUUGAGAAGGUGCUGACGGCCAGUGAUACCAGCCCCCUGGGAAGGAUCAUUCUGCCCAAGAGCCAAGCGGAGUUGCAUCUGCCGAAGGUUCUGGACAAGGAAGGGGGCCUGAUUACAGUGGAGGACGCAGACCGGAAUCGGUGGCAGCUGCGUUAUCGGUUCUGGCCCAACAACAAGAGCCGGAUCUACGUGUUUGAGCACACCGCUGACUUCGUCCAGUCACGUGGCCUGCGCCCGGGGGAUUAUCUCGUGGUCUGCCGAGCGGACGAGGGGCAUCUGAUCCUGAACGACCGCCGCCGGCCCGAGUCCCCCGAGGGGGAUCCCUCCGAACGGCGCGCCACGUCGGAGGGUUCGCGCUCGACCCGAGCAUGCAGAAAGCGCGGCGCUGACGUCAGCAGCAGGGCUGACGUCAUUCCGGGCGGGGCCCCCGCCACUGCCGCUUCAGCAGGCGGGGCGGCAGCUAAGCAUGGAAGAAGUCACACGGUGGGCGAUGAGCGGCGACGGCCACGAGAUGAUGGAUUGUGUCAAUCUCGACCACGGCGAGGAGCCGCACGUCCUGGAGCUGACCCAGGAAUUGCAGUCCCUUCACAGCUCGGGAGGACUUCCACGGUUAGGGUCAUAACCCAUGGGGUAUCAAGCAAACCUCGGUUUCGCCCCUGCGGUUUCGAGGGUGUCAUCCUUGAAAUGCCGCGACGACCGAAGUUUCCUUCCCUAGUUCGGCCGAUCUGUCGGUCCUGCAUGGAGCCGGGACCUGUAUAGCAUCCCCUCCUCCGAUGAUCAUUUGCGAAGGUGACCAGAGAUUGACGUCACGACAUCCGCUAAUAUACGCACAGGGCUGUACGCACAGGGCUGUAAACCACUGGCACCUAGCAGGCUGCACGCACCUGUAAAAUACUUAGUCUGAUCGAGUUUGAUUGGCGCCGCGCAUGCUCGAGCGUGGUUAUCUUGAGGCCUGGGGGUUCGAAAUAAAACGCCUGGAGCUGAACGGCCAGUUUUGGCUUUGCGAUGGCUUUGCAUCACUGACAGAGAUCCCGUCAAAAUAUAGGGCGUAAUUCGCGUAGGCAGACCCGAAGAACAUAUGAUCGGAGUGAUAAUCUGGGUAUUUCGAUCAACUGAGCGGGUUACAAUCUGCUUGUCAUCUCGGCAUCGGUUGUUAGAUCAAGGCAACAGACAUGGUUAAAAUAAAUUGGGCCUGAGUCAAAAUUGGACUCAACCAUAUUGGGAAACGGUACGCAGUGUUAUAGAAUCACCGAGUCAAGUGUAGGUAUACGCAAGUGCCAUUGGCACAGUCUAGCUAGGAGUGUGUUGCAUAUGAUACUCAGGUACAACCUGCAAACUUAAAACAAAGAUGCAUUCAAUGCAUAUGUUCCGAAGUUCAGAUUGGGGUUUGGUUUGAUCAUUACAAUCGAG